This is a messenger RNA of Phanerochaete carnosa HHB-10118-sp, 1437 nucleotides long. RefSeq lists its product as uncharacterized. Gene Ontology annotation, biological process: intermembrane lipid transfer; ceramide transport. The transcript is spliced from 7 exons. Gene Ontology annotation, cellular component: cytosol; cytoplasm; membrane. Lineage: Eukaryota; Fungi; Basidiomycota; Agaricomycetes; Polyporales; Phanerochaetaceae. The record is from RefSeq and is a predicted model, not a curated record. Gene Ontology annotation, molecular function: ceramide 1-phosphate transfer activity; ceramide 1-phosphate binding. The coding region runs from base 259 to 852 and encodes 197 amino acids.
GCAACAAGCAAGGUACAACAACACAACAUUCCAAGGCUGCUGAGAAGGAGUCUGGCUCCCGAUCAGGAAACUGCUAUAGUUCGGACCAGGCUUUGCUCCACAGCUGCAAGGUACGUCCGGCUUCCUCGAGGCCAGCAUCGUGCUCGCCUCCGUUUUGCGUCGCGGCGGGGAAGCGGGAGGGCGCAGAUCGGCCUCCGCGACCUGCUCUUAACUAUCAUUGACCUUGUCCGCUACCUCAAGAGUCAUAAUUAUAUCACGAUGGCCCCUUAUUACGAAACCGCGAAGUCGUUCUCAGAUGUCCCCAUUACCGAGGACGGAGUGGACACCGCUUCGUUCCUCCAUGCAUCGGAUGAUUUCAUGAACAUGUUCGACCUGCUUGGGACAGGGGUUUUCAGUUUCGUACAAUCGGAUCUGCGAAGCAACAUUGCUGGCGUGCGGGCGCGCCAUGGAGCCAAGCCUGACCUCUCGGUCACUCUCGAGAAGCUGGUGCAAACCGAGACCAAGGAAGGCGAGCGUCAUGCUACCGCUUGUCUUGUACGACUCGUUCGUGGCCUUCUUUUUACGUGUCAGGCACUGCAGAACAUGCAGACCGACAGAAAUGCGGAAUUGCAUGUUUGUUUCCGACGGUCCUACGAUACGAUCCUGAAACAUCACCACUCCUUUGUCGUCCGAUCGGUGGUCACAGUCGCUAUCAGAGCCGUCCCACACCGUCGCGACUUCUAUAACCGCCUUACAGAAGGCACCUCUCAUGAGAAGUUCGACGCAGAACUUAACGGGUGGCUCCAAGGCCUGGAAAAGAUAGUCAACCGCAUGAAGGAUUUCCUCGAGCGCGGAGGAUAUGGAAGGGUGUGAGCCCUUCCCCUCACGUCCAGAUAUCCCUCGCUUUAGUAGGAAGUUGUAACGGCGUCUUCAGCUUCGCAUUCUGUGACAGAAGCCUCAGCAAUGGCGGAAAUACAUGCGGAAGUAUCAAAUGUUGCCCGCUCUGGACCCCAGACGUGCAUGUGGCUGACGCCGUAAUGUGGAAGGAGGACACCAUCGAGUUAUCGAUGGAGGAUACAGUUAAUAUAUGCAACCACUUCUUCCGCCCUCCCGGUAUCGUCGCCGCCGACAAACCCAUAUAGUCGCCUCGUGGCUAGCAGCCAAUAGAUGCUUAUUUUCCUGUUCUUUGAUGAUGGAUAGAAAACGCACGGCUGCUCCGAUGGGCUUUAUGAUAUCUCGGGGUUUGAUUUAAGUUUGUUCUCGCUGGUCGCACUUGUUUGGCAACGAAUACGCCUCUACUCGGCCCCAUGCGUUACUUCGCAUGUCUGGGCUCAUCUAGAAUUCUAAUAGUGAUAUCAUGUGUCUACGGAGACACUGGUGGGACGGCCAGGGGCCCGUAUAAAGUUCAUCGGGCGGACCGAACUAUUUAAGUUGCGCAAGCUUUAGUACCGAGCCACA